AUGUCAUCGCUGAUAUUUGUGCCGUUCCUCCUCUUGGGGUUAAGGGUCACUGACACCACCACAGACACAUGGAGACACUGUACAGAUCUGCUCCCUCUGGAUCUUCUGUCCUUUGUCCUCGAGAGGGACCCUUCCAAACUUGUGCCAGGGGUGCACAUGAAGCAGGCAGGAGCGGUGAGGGGGAUACACUUAUCAAGCCCUCACACCUCCAUGAGCUUUCCCUCCUCUGAGCUGCUGGUCAACUGCGACCUCUUCCCCAAAGAGUUCUCCAUUGUUGUGACACUAAAAGUCACCCCCAGUGCUGCCAAGCGAAAUGAAUAUAUCUUUUCCUUAAUGGAACCAAAAAAAGUGGAGAAAGCAGGGCCGGUGCAGAAGGAGGAGGAUAAUAUAGAGAGGGAGCAACAUGGAGAGAUGGAGAAGAAAGAGGGGAGGGUGAAGAGUAACGAGGAGCGUGGACGGAUCAUCCUGGGACUGAGGCUCUCGCAAAAACGCCUGCACUUCCUCUUUCGAGGUCACGGAGGGGUCGUGGAGCACUGGGGCUUUCGAGGCGCCCGACUGGCCGACAACCAGUGGCACACUCUGGUAUUAGUUGUUGAUAGUCGUCAAGUCAGGCUGACAGUGGACUGUAGCUUACCACUGGAAAUUGUUCCCUCCAGGCCUUUCCCCACAGACCUCAACAUUCAGGGAUCCAGAUUCCACAUUGGCAGUAGAGGGAGAUGGAAAGGCUUGUAUUCAGGUCUGUUGCGACAGCUGGUUUUGGUGCCAGGAUCAGAUGCCACCCAUCACAUCUGCCCCUCUUCCGAACCCCAGCUAUCAGUUCUGUCAGUACCACCACUUCUUUCAGACCUGUCUGUCGCGGGGAGGGAUGGUGACGGCCACGCAACCUCCUAUGAAACCCAGGAGCGAGUGGCAGUGGGGUUGGAGCAGUCGUGUUCCGAGCUGCUACGGGGCCAGCUGUGGUUCAAUCCGCUAAGGAAAGGACUCUACCUCUGCGAUGGUACAGCUUGGAUCGCUGUGCUAGAGGAUCAUAAACGACUGGACUAUGUGGUGGAACACCAAGUCCUCAUCACCAGCUCAGAGACACAUGAUGUAGAGAUGUUCCAGGUACCUGGCGUGGGUCUAAUGGCUGCGAUGGCUCAUCGGUCAACAGCCUCUGGCUCUGCAGUCUAUCUGUGGAGCAACACAGGAUUCCAGCUCUACCAGAAUAUCAGCACAUAUGGAGCUCUGGCAUGGAGACACUUCAACAUGGGCAAGAAGACAUAUCUGGUGGUGUCUAACUCUGGCGGCGGGUCAGACAAGCAGCGAGAAUCACAGAUGGACUUCUCUGUCAUUUACAAGUGGAGCAAAAAAAGAAAACGGUUUGUGCAGUUCCAGACUCUACAGACCCACUGCGCACGGGACUGGGAAGCCUUUAACAUCAAUCAGCAAGCCUAUCUCGCUGUGGCCAAUCAUAGGAAAGGUAAUAAUAAUCACACCAUUGACAGUGUGAUAUACAAAUGGGACAGGUCAACAAAGUCUUUUGAGGUUUACCAGAUGCUGCCGACCUCAGGCGCCUACGACUGGGAGUUUUUCACUGUCGGACCGUACCAUUUUCUGGUGGUCGCAAACGCCUUUGAUGGAGUGACCACUUCUGUCGACUCAGUCAUCUACGUCUGGGUCGAUGGAAGCUUCAAAGUGUUUCAAACAAUUAAGACAUUCUGCGCCACAGACUGGGAAAUGUUCCAGAUUGGAAGCAGAGUCUUCUUAGUUGUUGCUAACGGACACAGACUUCACGCUAAUGGACCAAGUCAAUACGCCAUCAACUCCACAAUCUAUGAACUGGACAUGAACGGGCAGCUGUUCGUCCGCUUCCAGGAUAUUAUGACCUACAGUGCUGUGGACUGGGAGUUCUUCACCCUCGGGGAGGAAUAUUUUCUGGUUGUCGCGAACUCCUUCAAUGGAGAAUCCUACUCUCUCAACAGCAUUCUCUACAGGUGGCAGGGAUAUGAAGGCUUUGUUCCCGUUCACUGGCUCCCAACGAUCGGGUGCAGUGACUGGGAGUUUUUCAGCUCCAAAGGAGAAUCAUAUCUGAUCUACUCUAGUGCCAAAGUGCCUCUCUCCAAAGUGUUCAAGCUGAAAAUCUACUAGAAAAAGAAGAGAGCGUGCCUGUGGUUUUGUGUAUUGUAUUUAUUUGUGUGUACAUGCAGUUCUUCUUUUCAAGUGUCCGUAUGUUUCCGUGUGAGAAAUCGUAUGAUUGCAUCGCAAGUUGGUUUAUCUUCAUGAUACAUCUUACACACAAUUAGGGCUGUAGCAAACAUAAAGGUCAUAAUCUUGGUAUUAUUUCUGAAAAAAUUCGGGGGGGGUUCCCAAUCUGAGGAGGGUUUUACAUUCUCAAGUUACAAAGAAAUUGCACUUGGUGGGUGUUGAGGAAUAAUUUUGAUAUUUCUUUGAGUAAAUAUCUUUAUAGUGACAUGUUAAAAUGAUUUAGUGUCUAACUUACCCUAAUUUGUUGAAAUUGUUUUAGACCUUAAUGUAUGGAGAUGAAGACUUAACUGAAAAUGUAAUUGAACAGUUUAAGGAAAAAUCAAGUAAUUAGCAGUGAUUCAUUUCAAAGAUGUCAAAUCUGGGGAGCUUGGCAUUAAUGGUGCUAGGUUAACAACUGAUGUACCUCACUUUAACACAAAUAUAAUGUGCACAAGAAGGAUACAACUCUGUGUAAGAUUUUUUUUUAUCUUUCUGUAAAAACAUUUGAUAGUCUAUUGAUAUUUAACAUUUUGUUGAUUAAUGGAAUG
This is a messenger RNA of Acanthopagrus latus (yellowfin seabream), 2771 nucleotides long. RefSeq names its product thrombospondin-type laminin G domain and EAR repeat-containing protein-like. The record is from RefSeq and is a predicted model, not a curated record. Gene Ontology annotation, biological process: signal transduction. NCBI's taxonomy places the organism in Eukaryota, Metazoa, Chordata, Actinopteri, Spariformes, Sparidae. The transcript has 13 exons. The coding region runs from base 1 to 2127 and encodes 708 amino acids.